AUGUCAGACAACAUAAAUCGAGAUCUUGUCCAAUGGCUGGAGCCAAGAAUAUUCCUUCUCACAGAAGAAAAGAUGCAAAAGGCGCAUUUUUAUUAUCAGUGGUCAUCUAAUAACCGUGAUAAUCCCCGUAAACCUUAUCAACAUAUGACAACACUCCAUCAAUACCUGCAAAAUAUUGGGGAGUAUCUUCUAGAAACCGAAGAAAGCGAAUUUGAAUAUGUUCCGAAGAAUGUGCUUUGCUCGGCUAUUGAUGUUUUGGUUACAAGUGCUUCUGGUAAUGAAUUAUCAAAGGCCAAAUUAUAUUGUGAUCUCUUUAAUGAACUUACCGAUCAAGCAAAUAGCGCAAAUAAAGCUUUUUAUGAUGAAUGUGAUAGAGCAGCCGCUGAUGCAGCUGCUCAAAAUCAAAAUCGUCCAAAUCGAAGUAAUGAUCGUGACGAGGACGAAUUUGAUAUUGAUUCAUUUAUUGGUGGAUUUGAAGAUGCUAAAAUCAUGUCUGAUGAAGUAUCAAAAUUAACUGGAAAACCAUCUAGUACAUUGGUGAUGUCAACAGGUGUUAUUGGCCAAAAUUUACCAAUUGAUAAAAUCACAAAAGGAAUCCAUCAAGUUUAUCAACAAGCAACUACUGAAACUCAUGAUGGUUGGAUGGAGGCAGCUGAAAUCUUUCAUGACAACUGA
Messenger RNA from Entrophospora sp. SA101, 675 nucleotides. Lineage: Eukaryota; Fungi; Glomeromycota; Glomeromycetes; Entrophosporales; Entrophosporaceae. The record is from the annotation of a GenBank genome assembly.